Messenger RNA from Arthroderma uncinatum, 849 nucleotides. RefSeq lists its product as uncharacterized. Bases 1 to 849 code for a protein of 282 amino acids. The transcript has a single exon. NCBI's taxonomy places the organism in Eukaryota, Fungi, Ascomycota, Eurotiomycetes, Onygenales, Arthrodermataceae. The record is from RefSeq and is a predicted model, not a curated record.
AUGACAUCUACGACGGCAUCACCCACUGGGGGCCUAAUCACCUUCUACGAUAUCGCCCUCGCACCCCCGGCCGAAAAAUUCGCCUGCUCCCCAAAUCCCUGGAAAACCCGCUACGCCCUGAACUUCAAAAAGACUCCCUACAAAACAACUUGGGUGCCCCUGCUUGACAUUAGCUCUGUCCGUGGUGCUCUCAACAUCCCCGCCUCACGAAAAUUCGCCGACGGAUCCCCCUACCAAACCCUACCCGUUAUCUCUGACCCAGCCACUGGGCGUAUAGUAGGUGACUCCUUUGAGAUCGCGACAUACCUACAGGAACAAUACCCCUCCUCCGGGGCUGGGGACUUGUUCCCGGAGCAGGAGCUGGACUUCGUCUUCGGCCGGGAUUUGGCACUUUUUGCGCCACUUGCAGAGGCUAAAUCGGCGGAGGGGACUGCUGCGGAAUACGCCAGAUUUAAUAAAAACGUGGAUGCUGCGUUUAGUGCGCAUGUGCAACUAAUGGCCCAUGGGCUACCUUUUGACCCUGCUGUUGCAGAGGAAUGCAAGGCAGCGUUUUCGCGGAGGGCAGGAAUGCCAUGGGAGGUUAUGCGGAUUAGCGGGGAGGGGAGGACAAAGUUGUUGAAGUCGUUUGAGGAGGCUCUGGGUGGGCUUGCGAGGUUGUACGAGAGGGAUGCUAGUGGGCCGUUUCUGAUGGGGAAUGGUCCAAAUUAUGCGGAUUUCAUUGUGGGAGCAUGGUUGCGCAUGAGCCGGGGAACAUUACCAAAGGAGGAAUGGGAAGCGUUAAAGGGAUGGCAUAGCGGUGUAUUUGGAAAGCUACAUGAGGCCCUGAAGGCGUUUGCGCAGAUGGAUUAG